UUGAAGCUUGGCCGCCAUCAUGAACGACACAGUAACUAUCCGGACCAGGAAGUUCAUGACUAACCGACUACUUCAGCAGAAACAGAUGGUCAUUGAUGUUCUUCACCCCGGAAAGGCAACAGUACCUAAGACAGAAAUUUGGGAAAAACUAGCCAAAAUGUACAAGACCACACCAGAUGUCAUAUUUGUGUUCGGAUUCGGAACCCAUUUUGGUGGUUGCAAGACAACUGGCUUUGGCAUGAUUUAUGAUUCCUUGGAUUAUGCAAAGAAAAAUGAACCCAAACACAGACUUGCAAGACAUGGCCUGUAUGAGAAGAAAAAGACAUCAAGAAAACAGCGGAAGGAACGCAAGAACAGAAUGAAGAAAGUCAGGGGGACUGCAAAAGCCAAUGUUGGUGCUGGCAAAAAGUGA
Molecule: messenger RNA, 412 nt
Organism: Neomonachus schauinslandi (Hawaiian monk seal)
Lineage: Eukaryota; Metazoa; Chordata; Mammalia; Carnivora; Phocidae
Product: 40S ribosomal protein S24-like
Exons: 1
Coding region: 20-412 (130 amino acids)
Biological process (GO): translation
Cellular component (GO): ribosome
Molecular function (GO): structural constituent of ribosome
Source: RefSeq, a predicted model, not a curated record